Messenger RNA from Aspergillus welwitschiae, 350 nucleotides. RefSeq lists its product as uncharacterized. The coding region runs from base 91 to 288 and encodes 65 amino acids. The record is from RefSeq and is a predicted model, not a curated record. Lineage: Eukaryota; Fungi; Ascomycota; Eurotiomycetes; Eurotiales; Aspergillaceae. The transcript has a single exon.
UGGGACCUCGUUUUGUAGUGCUAAUACUAUAUACACAACUGGUAAGUAAAAAUGUAACGAUUCGUUGUCAUCCAUCUCAUUUGAGAUACUAUGAAACACAUCAAAUCAUAUCAUCCACCCAUCAAGAAUGAGCUAGAUACAGGUAUCAUCCAUCCAGGAUACAAACAGUCAAAAGUCAAUCCACACUCUAUAAAUAAUACACAUAUAUAUAGACACCAAGGCCGUUCAAUCAUACUCCCCCCACCAAAUAAUACACACGGAACUCCGUCGCCACCCUCUGCUUGCUAAUCGAGUAACUUCAUUAACAAUCGGUACCACGCCUCCCAAACGAGUAAAGCAAUCGAUACCCC